AACCCAACGGCUGUCAGCGGAGAUUUGAAAGAUGGCCCUGAAUGACAGCGUGGGCAUUUUGAGUUCGGCAUCUUUGGCUGUGGAGUACAUGGACUCACUUAUACCUGAGAAUCCGCUACAAGAACCCUUUAAAAAUGCUUGGAACUCUAUGUUGAACAACUACACAAAAUUCCAGAUUGCAACAUGGGGAUCCCUCAUUGUUCAUGAGGCCCUUUAUUUCCUCUUCUCUUUACCUGGAUUUUUGUUUCAGUUUAUACCUUUCAUGAAGAAGUAUAAAAUUCAGAAGGAUAAAACGGAAUCAUUGGAAGGCCAGUGGAAGUGUUUCAAAGUGCUUCUCUUUAAUCACUUCUGUAUUCAGCUUCCUUUGAUUUGUGGAACUUACCACUUCACCGAGUAUUUCAGUAUUCCUUACGAUUGGGAAAGGAUGCCAAGAUGGUAUUCACUCUUGGCCCGGUGUCUUGGCUGUGCAGUGAUCGAGGACACCUGGCACUAUUUCCUGCACCGGCUCUUACACCACAAGAGAAUUUAUAAAUACAUUCACAAAGUCCAUCAUGAGUUCCAAGCUCCGUUUGGAAUGGAAGCGGAAUACGCACACCCUCUGGAAACGCUCAUUCUCGGGACAGGCUUUUUCAUCGGGAUCGUGCUUUUAUGUGAUCAUGUCAUUUUGCUUUGGGCGUGGGUGACUCUUCGUUUGCUAGAAACCAUUGAUGUCCACAGUGGUUAUGAUAUUCCCCUCAACCCGUUACAUCUCAUCCCUUUCUAUGCCGGUGCCCGGCAUCAUGAUUUUCACCACAUGAACUUCAUUGGAAACUAUGCUUCAACGUUUACCUGGUGGGAUCGACUUUUCGGGACCGACUCUCAGUAUCUUGCCUACUACGAAAAGGUGAAGAAGUCGGAGAAAAAAACAGAAUGAUAUCUCAGAGGCGAAACCAACCUGGACACACACCUUUUCCUGACUCAGCACUAGUAGCGAGGUUGCUUCUGGGGACCAGAAAUAAAAUGUCUUGGCUGCUAAGUGAUAAAAAGAAAUUAACCCUUUUAUUCUCUUCAAGUGGGAACUUUUUCUCCUUUACACACAAAUCCUGUAUGUGUAGAAAGAAGGAAAUAUUUAUUAAGUCUGACUUUUUCAUAAAGAAUUUUUGUAAAGAUCAUGUUUCUAACCUUACAGAGAGGUUUUAAGUAAUGGAAGAAGUAUUAAUCUAUGACUUUGCUCCAGUGAUAAAAAUACCUUAAGCCUAGAGUUGAAGUGGAUUUUUAUGUCUUUUAAGUACAGAUUGGUCACAAAUUCUUAAAAAUCGUGGUGACUUCGUACUGAGCUUUAAGUGUUUUUUUAGAAUCUGCGUAAAGAUAAAGUAUCAGUAUCAGCUGAUCUGGAGAGGGAAUCAGGAAUAGCCAAUGGCCAGAACUCCACUCUUGCUUCGAACUGACCAAUGUGAGUGGUUUCCUUUCUUUGAGAAGCCCUUAUUUUCACUGUAGUGGCACCUAUGAGUUAAUGCAUUCUGAAUUAGUGUACGUGAUGUGUUUUAGUCUCGAGGUUUUCAGGUAAUUAGAAUUUUUUUUU
Messenger RNA from Sorex fumeus (smoky shrew), 1561 nucleotides. RefSeq names its product methylsterol monooxygenase 1 (gene MSMO1). Bases 32 to 913 code for a protein of 293 amino acids. Gene Ontology annotation, biological process: sterol biosynthetic process. NCBI's taxonomy places the organism in Eukaryota, Metazoa, Chordata, Mammalia, Eulipotyphla, Soricidae. The transcript is spliced from 5 exons. The record is from RefSeq and is a predicted model, not a curated record. Gene Ontology annotation, molecular function: C-4 methylsterol oxidase activity; iron ion binding.